AAACUAUCACCAUAUCAUAUAUGUUAAAUAACAAUAAAUCCUAAUUCUAUUAAAAAUAGGCUAGACAACAAAAUUAUAGAUUAACUUAUAUCUAGUAUGCAGAUUAAAUUUAAUUUUAAUAAGUUAAUUCUUGUUAAUAACUACUAGUUGGCUGACUAGUGCAACUUAACAUCGUUAGAAGCCGAAGCUCGAGCAACGGUUUGUUUGGUUGCAAGCUUCGGCGAAAGUUACUCCCGCAACAAGGCUUGCGGGUUCGUUGGUUCGCGUCGGUUGAAGGAGUCGGUUCGUUUUUACCCGUCGGCAGUAAACGCGGCUAUAUUAUUGUUUUAACUCGCGAUAUGUACCUUUGUGCGUGUGUUGGUAGACGUCAGACUAUCAGGAAUAUUAAAACGAAAAACGAAAAGGCAAAAGGACCCGAAAGGAAAUCAUAGAGCAGGAAUCCCGCAAAAAAUAUAAAAGCGGACGGGGGUGGCGACCAUCCUGCCUCUCGCGGCGCCCGCUGCCAGUGUAACCACCCCCCACGGCGGCGAAAAUAAAAUACGAAAUCAACAAAAUACGUUCACGUAUGAACCGUUAACUGCGCCAUUCACAAUUCGCAACAAAAACGAAGAAGGAGAAUUGCAAAUGGCAAAGGACUCGGCGGGAAAGAGAGAGCGCUGUCGCCAGCAAUAAGCUCCAAGUCAACAACAAAAACGCAAAAACAAACAAGUGCAAAGGAGAUUUUAAUAAAAAUAUAAGUUUGGGAUUCUGAGAGAGAGACAGAGAGCGCUAAUAAAAAGCAGUUACAAUAAAUGCCAGCCUAAGAGGGACGCAAAAAACUAGGCUACACUAUAGGGCCAGGAGACAAGAACAACUAACUAUAUAAAGAUUAAAUUAAAAGUUGGAGCUAAAAGUUAAAAAAUGUGUUUCUGAAAAAAGUAGUGCAGUUGUGGAAUGAAAUUAAUAAUUUUUGUAUAAACAAAUAUUAAAAAAAAAAUAAUAGUUUUCCAUAAAGAAAUUAUAACUUAACAAAGGAACUAUUUUUAAUGCUAAUCUGAAGCAUCUAGACUCUCAAAUCAAAAAGAACUGUAAUCAGAAAAUUUAAAAAAAAAUGCAAAAAAAUCGGUUGGGAAUUAUAUAACGAUUGCGGUUCGCUUACUUGCAUCAUCCGUCGAGGGCGUGGCUUAGCAUCUGAUGUAAUGUGCAGCUGUGCAGCAGGACUCCCCAUUAUCACAUCAUCAUCAUCAUCGUCAUUUCCAUCAUCAUCAUCACCAGACCCGAUUAGCCCAGUCCCCUCUACAAGAUGUCCACGCCAGCAUCUGGACUAGCAUCUGGAGCGAAAGGAGCCAACGGAGUCAGGACGGAGACGGAUCACAUCAUAACCAUCAGCACUGCCAGCUUGACGGAGCCCGGGAGCGAGGAGCCUGUCAAGGGACUAUCCACGCCGGCCCGCAAACCCCAGUCCUCGAUUGGAAUACCAGUUCCCUCAGUAGUGGUCCAGAAUCCUCCCACUAGCAGUGAUCAGUCCGGGGCAGGGAAAAAGAGGUCCUUUGGCUGGUGCCGGCUGUCCCAGCUGGUGAGCUACCAGAACAACAUCGCAGAUGUUCAGCACCGCCGGGGAAGACGCCUCCACGGUCUGCAGCUGCCCCUGCAUCCUCUCCAGCUGUUCGGCUGGCUGGUACUCCUGCUCUUCGGAGUGGCCAGCUAUUGGGUCCUCAUCCCGGCGUUUCACGCUCCGCUGCAGGGUCCUCUAUAUGGUCUGAUCACGGGCCUCUACCUGGUGCACAUCGUAUCCCACCUGACAGCUCUGCUGACGGAUCCCGCGGACAAGGAGCUGCGCCGUGUUCACCGCAACGACCGGAUUGUGCCGGAAUUCGAUCGCACCAAGCACGGCCACGUGAUCGAGAACGGCAGGUGCCACUUGUGCAACAUCCGGACCUCGUCCAGCCGCACCAAGCACUGCUCCGUGUGCAACAAGUGUGUUGGAAAGUUCGAUCACCACUGCAAGUGGCUCAACCACUGCAUCGGCUCGCGCAACUAUGUGGCCUUCCUGAUGUGCGUAGUCAGUGCGGUGGUGGCCACCCUGGUCAUCGUGGCAGCCGUGGUGGCCCAAAUCGUCUUCUACUACGUCCAGCCGGAGUGGCUCAGCUUCUACUGGUGCCGGAUGGGCGCUACAUCCUCCUCGUCGUCAUCGUCGAGCCACCAAAUGGACGGGGGCGACUUCAUAAAUCUCACCCUAAGUCUGGGAAACGGCACAAUGAUGCUAAUGGAGCAAGAACCGGAAACGGUGCCGGGGGAGCCACCAAGUGUCGACAUGGAUGAAGAGUUGGCGAACAUAACCAUGUCCACGCUGCCCACCCUCCUGGAAAACUUUACGGCCCUAAUAGAAGCCAGCACGGCUCAGCCGGGGACUAGCAGUCUUAACAACCACACCGUGACGCCCGUCGUGGACGGAAUCGGAGUCCAUGAGACUAUUUUCCUACUUCUGCUCGGGGUCCUGGGACUUCUGGCCGCCGUGAGUGCCGGCCUGCUGCUGCACUUGUGCUUCUUUCACAUCUACAUCUCCUUUUUGGGACUGACUACCUACGAGUACAUCAGAAACCACCGCCAAGCUCAGGAGGCCAAGGCCAAGCAGCUACAGGAGGGAGCUGCCACUGUGGCCAAGAACGGGAGUGUCCACUUCUCCGCGUCCCUGCCCGAGCCCCACAAUCCGUCCAGAUCAUUGCCCGGGGGACAGCAGCUGUACUGCUGCUCCGGCGCCCCGCAUCCCAGCCAGCAGUCGCAGGAGGCGUUGGUGGGCCAAACGGAACAGUCCAUGCGGCUGCACUGCUGCUCCAGUUCGCGGGAGUUCCAUCAGAGUCGGCAGGCCAUCUACGUGUGCUCCCUGCUGGAGGAGACAGGACCCCAGGUGCAGUUGGACCAGGAUACUCUCAGCAGCUUCCACUGCUGCUCCAGCUUCGCGGCCAGCUCCCUGCAGCGGAGGGUUAGCGUGGCCAAGGGAUCGCUCAUCUCGGCAGAACCCCGUCCCCAGCGGCCAGCCACCUAUCUCCAGUACACGGAGCAGUGCACCCUUUGCACUUUCCGUCUGAGGAGGGGACCGGGCGGCGGAGCAGGCUCUUCGGGAGCGGUGAGUAGUGCCGGUGGGAGCAGCAGCACCCGCACCCUGACCAGCCAGACGGGAGGCGGAUCCUCCUCCACGGGCACGGCAGCUGGGAAUAUCUCGAAGCAUCAGCGGUGGAGACGGAAAUGGAACUGUUGUGCCUCGGUGCCGGACAGUCCCGAUGUCCCCAACGAUCUCUUGGCGGCGUUGACUUUUCGAGAGCGAGAAGAGGCAGCAGCGGCCGGGAAACUGAAUGCCCAGGAGCUGCCCAUACAGUUCAUACGCACCCUGAACGGCGGCCUGGAGCCGGAAUCCCUGCCCCUGCCCCUGAAGAUAACAACCACACCGACGCCGCCUAGAAGCUCCAGACUGCGGCACAUGUUGCGCCUGCUGGGACGCUAUCGCCGGCCCCGCUGUCGUCAUGGGUCGCAUCACGGAAUUGCGGCCAAGGAGCACGGCGGCGUGGGCGUCGGCAUCAAACAGAAUCAGAUACGUCCAUUGCAACUGCAGGCGGCGGGGCGGGGCUAUGCCACAAACUCGACGGCCACACCCACACCGCCAGCCAGCUCGCCGAGCCGGAGCUCCCUGGAGAGCAGCGAGCUGAGCACGAGCACGAGUCCCUCGAGCGGGCGCAAGGAGCUGAUGCUGCUGCCCACGUCCGUGAUAAGGGACGACAGUGUUACCACCUAUACGCUGACGCUGCCGCCCGCUCUGCCGCCUCCGACACGAAGGAAAAUGAACCAGACCAGCCAGGAGCUGGCAGAGCUGGCCGAGACCCUGGGAUUCGCCAGCAACCUGCAGCAGCUCUCGCAGCAGAACCAGCAGUCGCAGACGAACAGCAGGACACUGCCAAGUUUGGGCAAUGUCUACAGGCGGCAGCGGCGGAAGCACUUCCUGCGGACACGCUCGCCCACCCUGUCGCCCAUCCACGAGUCCGGCCUGUCGAACCCAACCUCGCCGCAGCCGCUGCGCCACCACCACCAGCACCAACACCAACACCAGAAUCCAGCCAACUCUAACUCCAAUCCGGCCAAAGCCACAUCCUCGCCACUGUUAAGCCGAGCCAGCGGCACCUCGUCUACGGCUCUCGUCCAGAAUCUAUGCAGUCUCGCCGGCGAAACCCUGAAGAAGACCGCCUCGAACAGCUCCCUCCAGAGUCUCAGCUCCAACUCCAGCAGCACCUAGAUGGCCGAGGCGUGUGGACCGUUCCUCGUAUGGUUUCUGUUUUAGUCCCUAGUUAAUAACGUAGUUAAUAUGGUGAACGAUGAAGGCGGCGAGGCAUCCCCGACAGCAAAGCUUGGAGGCUAUGACUUCUAUCGCUCCACCCUCGGAUCUCCGCGCUACGUGGUAGCACCCAUGGUGGACCAAAGCGAACUGGCCUGGCGGAUGCUGUGCCGUCGAUAUGGAGCCCA
Drosophila ananassae is the source of this 4491-nucleotide messenger RNA. RefSeq lists its product as uncharacterized. The transcript has 2 exons. Lineage: Eukaryota; Metazoa; Arthropoda; Insecta; Diptera; Drosophilidae. Gene Ontology annotation, biological process: protein targeting to membrane; peptidyl-L-cysteine S-palmitoylation. The record is from RefSeq and is a predicted model, not a curated record. Gene Ontology annotation, cellular component: Golgi apparatus; endoplasmic reticulum. Bases 1283 to 4264 code for a protein of 993 amino acids. Gene Ontology annotation, molecular function: protein-cysteine S-palmitoyltransferase activity.